Molecule: messenger RNA, 4875 nt
Organism: Lates calcarifer (barramundi perch)
Lineage: Eukaryota; Metazoa; Chordata; Actinopteri; Centropomidae
Gene: mosmoa
Product: modulator of smoothened a
Exons: 3
Coding region: 960-1463 (167 amino acids)
Biological process (GO): negative regulation of smoothened signaling pathway
Cellular component (GO): ciliary membrane; Golgi apparatus
Source: RefSeq, a predicted model, not a curated record
GAGCUGUGUGUGUGUGUGUGUAUAUAUAUGUGUGUGUGUGUGUGUGAACGACGCUGCGUGGGGGUGUUCGCCUGAUGUCAUUUGGCAGAAAGGGAGGCUGAGCUAACGGUGGGCAUACGGCUGGAAAGCAUAACAAUAACGUUACCGUCUCACCGUCCACACUGGGACCCGUACCGUCCCUUUUGGAUUGAGAUACGCAGCGUGAAAAACAGACUCCUAUCCCCUCACCGUGGUGCGAAGAAGAGGAAAAAGAAGAGAAGAAGGAGGAGGUGAAGCUGGCUGGCUAACGGACUGAAAAGUACCAGAUGCUAUUCCAGCGGAGAAGCAGGACGAAUAAGCGAGAGACGGUGAUGGGUUCUCGUUUUCCUGACGGGUAACGUUAGACCUUCGCUUAAAAAACACGGAUACCGUGAAGUGAGGGGGACUUGCUUUGCUUCUUCUGCACCUUCGUUUGUGUGACAUUGUGUCUGAAAUGCUAGCGCAGUCGCGGUCUCGGCCGUCGAGCAGCUUCUGGGCCGCAGCUCGGCACACCGAGCCCGAAUCUGGGAAGUAGCUAAGCUAGCUCUCUGCUAGCCGCAGCUGUACCCGAUGCUGCUGCUGCUGCGGCGGCUGCUGCUGCUAAACAGAUCCGAAAGACAACACAAGCGGUUCAGAGACUCGGCGCUGAACGAGAUAUUGUUUAACCUUACUGGACUACAACGGGCGUUUGAGAUGUGAUGCUUUUGUGCGUCGUAUUUGAGCCUAUUGUAGCUGGAGGCUCUCGCUUGCUUGAGGAGAAGGAGCUAACGUUGCUGCAAAAUGCACAGCGGAACCACAACAGCGGGCUCCUGCUGAAGGGGGCGAGGUUAGACUGAUAACAGCCCACCCUGUGUCUCUCAACACUCGGGGUCACAUUUGGACAACGACCGCCACAUUUCCCCCCGUUCCCUCGGUCAUUCAUCGCUUCAUCAGCUGGCGAUAUGGAUAAACUAACGAUCAUUUCAGGGUGCCUGUUCCUGGCAGCAGAUAUCUUUGCAAUAGCCAGCAUUGCAAACCCAGACUGGAUCAACACUGGUGAAUCAGCAGGUGCCCUUACAGUUGGUCUAGUCCGGCAAUGUCAGACCAUCCACGGGCGAGACAGGACCUGUAUCCCACCACGGCUGCCCCCAGAGUGGGUCACCACGCUUUUCUUCAUCAUCAUGGGCAUCAUCUCCCUCACAGUCACCUGUGGACUGCUGGUGGCAUCGCACUGGCGCCGAGAAGCCACCAAAUACGCCCGCUGGAUUGCCUUCACUGGCAUGAUCUUGUUCUGCAUGGCGGCGCUCAUCUUCCCCAUAGGCUUCUAUAUCAACGAGGUGGGAGGCCAGCCGUACAAGCUGCCCAACAACACGGUGGUCGGCUCCUCGUACGUGCUGUUCGUCCUCUCCAUCUUCUUCACCAUAGUGGGACUGCUGUUUGCAGGCAAAGUUUGCCUCCCGGGCUGAGGACUCGCCCGUGCCCGCCUCUGGACUGACACAAGAGGCUCUGAAAAUUUUAUGGGAUAAACAAAAACACACAAUGACUGAAAAAUCAAAAACCAACAAACUCUGGCCAGAAGCCUGAAACAGGGAAGUCUCUGCUUAUGUGUCAAGGGACCGCAGCACCAUGGAGUACCUAACUACUAAAAGAUGAAAACGAAUAAAUGAACAAAACACUAAACGGGGGGGACAUGGGCACAAAGGGGUGGAGGAGUGUGAGAGAGGGCAGCUGAGGCUGUCGCAGCACCCUGCCACUGUUGAUUUAAAAUAUGGCCGUCUCUCUGUUGUUGCUCUGUCGGAAAGGGUGCUUAAUGUGCUGUUGUCAUGGCAACCGCAGCCACAAUGCUGGCGCACAUUUCUUGAGGACCACUACACCCACUCCUCGACUUGACUCCCGCCUGCCCGCCCCGCCGCCCUUAGCACACAUCUGCACCAUCACGACCGCUCCUGUUGCUAUUUUUGGCUUCUCUUACCUAUUUCAGUUGUGUGUUUUUCUGUUGUUGUACAUUUUGUGUUCUUUUUUUUCUCUUUUCCACCCCCCCCCCCCAGCCUUUCCACUGAAGUAGUUUGAGUGUAAUUGAGGUUCACUGAAGUAAACCCUUGAGGGAUAUUGGGGGUGAGGGUCAGAGGGGGGUUCUGCCAGCUUGGCUUUAGAGCAGGGUUUAUUCUCGCCUGUCACAUCACACGGCCCCAGGUGUGUGGUUGAGGGAGAGCAGCUGUGAUCCCAGCUGUCUGGGCCAACAUGUGGGCUGCUGUGGACGAGAGGAUGGUGCAGGUGUGCCGCCUCUUUGUCUCCAACCUGCUCCAGCUCAGGAGCAGGUAGCAGCGGGGGAGGGAGGAGGGAGGAGGGAGGGGGGUGACCUCUGUGGGGCAACAGAACGGGAGGUCAGUUACCAUAAAGGAGAAUGCCACUCAAUGUAAGACCUUGCAUAAUGUUAUUUAUAUGGACAGCAAUAAAGUAUCAAUGGAUGUAGACAGCUGUGUUGCUAAGCUAAAACCAUGACAUUGAUGCACAUCUUUUGCCAAUAACUAUAUAAAGACUGUGAAUUUAGAGAAUAAUCAUCUGAACAUAAACACACCUCUUGUAUUUGUAGUGAUAACCUUAAUCCUGUUAAGUACAGCCACAAGCACAGUGACCUUCAAAGUAUUUUUCAAAGAUGUAUAUCACUGUGGUAUUACGUUUUUGAAGGGUUAAGAUGAACUCAUUCAGUAUAUCGCUUAUUACAGCCGACAGUAUUGACUCUUAUAAAUAGAAGAUGAAUCAAUACAGUGUAAAAAUAACAUAUGUGAAUGCUGAAAAAUUGAUGGUAUUCUCCUUUAAUGUUGGACAGGAAAGAAGCGAGCCAGGAGCAUUUUUUUGUCUUGUUUUGUACAACAGUGAAGGCACUGGGACUGCAGGUCAGGUCCAUGCAUGGGGCUGUGCCUCAGUGUGCUGCUCUCGAUGCCUGUGAAGGUAACACACACACACACACACACAUUUAAACAGGUAACCACUACACUGUGUGUACAGUGUAGAUCCACACAUUAGGACUGCAGCUGACUGAGUUUCUUUAUCAUUUAGUCUGCAGAUAAUUUUCUUGGGUAAUUGUUUAAUAGUUAAAAUGCCUGUUAAAAUUUCCCACAGCCCAAGCUGAUCUUUGCACAUAGGUUGUUGUAUCUGACCAAGAGUACAAAAAUCCUCAAAUCCUCACAAUUGAGAAGCUGGAACCAGAAAUUGAUUAAUUAUUUUGCUUAAAAACUGUCUAAAAUUAUCAAUGAAUUAUCACAAUUGUUCCAAAUGUGUUUAUGUUCUAGAUUAAUCGCUCUAUUGUACGUUUUUAGAGCCCGAGGUAAUGUCUUUAAAUUCCGUUUCUUCCAGUUUCUAACUUUCUAAGACCAGUUUCUAACUUUUACAACACACCUUUAAAAAACAAAUCUUUUCACAAAUUUACUCAAAUUUACAUAUUAUAACAGCCAUCAUUUUAGAGUACUGUCAGGUAAAAAUAUGUUUAUACCAGAGCUUUUCAAAGUCUCUGUUGGAUGUAAACAGGAAGUAUAAUGCUGCCAUGUUUACAUUGUUGCGCCAUGAUGAGUUUGCUGAUUCAGCUAUUAUAAGUCCAUGUUUGCAUUGUACCCAUGGAUGUACAGACAACUAUCACUGGAUUACUUUGAUACUGAACACCCCACACAUAACAUCUGCAGUUGAAUUCUGUAUUCAUUCAGCCUCAUUUUUCCAACUCAUUAUUCAGAACACAGAGCACUCAAAUCUCCUCCAUCUCUGAAAUUAGUUUAUCCAUAAAUAUUCAAAAUCAGUUGACCUUAACCCAGCCAUCCCUCAGCCAAGUCAGCCUCUGUUGUCACAAGUAGAGCUGCAACUUUUUACUAUCAUUUAAUCUGCUGCUUAUUUUUAUUUUAUUAUUAAUAAUAAAGCAAUUAAUUGUUUUGUCUAUAAAAUAGUGAAAAAUGCUUGUUAUAACUUCCAGUAGCCCAAUUUAAUAUGUUAAGAUAUUUUACUUUGUUCAACCAUGAGAAACCCAAAAAUACUCAGUUUAUUAUCAUGUACAACAUGACAUGCAGACAUGCAUCAAAUUCUCACUUUAAAGAAGAAUUUUUGCUUUAAAAACGACUAAAACAAUUAUUCAGUUCUCUAAAUAGAGCACUGAUCAAUUUUCUGCCCAUUGAUUAAUCAGUUAACUGCUCCAGUCACAGACCAGGUCAUAACCCAAACAUUUACAAUUUUAGUAUCAUGUAAGAGACAGAGAAAAGCAACAAGUCAGUCAGUGUAAAUUGACACUUCCGCUUUAAAAAAUUAAUUAUCAAAAUAGUUGACAAAUCUUACUUUGAUUGACUAAUUGUUUCAGCUCACCCACAUAUACAAACAGUAAAUCUCACAUCUAGGCUCAUAGUAUACAUGUUUACACUCUCCUGAAAAGUGUGUGCGUCUGUGUGUGUUGAAUCAGUCACAGUGCUCAGUCGCUAAGUCUUAGGCUUUUGUUUUUGUAUUUCUGUUUCCUGCUCAGCUUUUCUUAACUCUCGGUCUGAUGAUGAUGUAUACUGCUAAACUAUACACUCUGCAGUGCCCUGUCUUGGGUGGUUCAGUAUUGUGCCAUGACCUGUUUUUGUUUAAUAAUGUACAGACACAAAAGGCAGGAUUUCUGUAUUAGGAAGCACUGUGCAUUCAACAGUAUAGGUAACAGAAAUAGAAGCACCACAAAUGUAUAAAAAAAAGAGAACUUCUUACCUCAUUGUUUUUGUUUCUGCUAUUAUUUUCUAAUGGUGGCAAUGUGUGCCCUCUAAUUUGUCUCUUGCCUUGAUCGGAUGUCUACACAUAAAGCCUAUGAUCAUAGGAAAUUAUUUAUCACUGAAUAAAAAGAGAAAAAAUGGGUGUGCGUGACUCUGA